Electrophorus electricus (electric eel) is the source of this 966-nucleotide messenger RNA. RefSeq names its product odorant receptor, family 6, subfamily AT, member 1 (gene or6at1). Lineage: Eukaryota; Metazoa; Chordata; Actinopteri; Gymnotiformes; Gymnotidae. The record is from RefSeq and is a predicted model, not a curated record. Gene Ontology annotation, cellular component: membrane. Gene Ontology annotation, molecular function: G protein-coupled receptor activity; olfactory receptor activity. Gene Ontology annotation, biological process: G protein-coupled receptor signaling pathway.
AUGAACACGACAGACCCAGUAACAGUUUUCAUUAUUGAUGGUUUGAAAGACAGAUAUAUGAUUCUAUUUUCUAUUUUUCUUACAAUAUAUAUUCUUAUACUCUGUGGAAACAGUAUGAUCAUGUAUGUCAUAAGAACAGACUGCAGACUGAAUUCACCCAUGUAUUUGUAUCUCCAUAAUUUAUCAUUCUCUGACAUGGUCUACACAUCAGUGACUAUUCCAAACAUGCUGUCAGGAUUUCUAGUUGAAGUUAAGACCAUUUCUAAAACAGGAUGUUUUGUGCAAAUGUAUUUUUUUCUCUCUAUGGGUAUAACAGUACGUGCUUUGCUAACAGUUAUGGCUUUUGAUAGGUACUUAGCUAUCUGUCAUCCUUUACGCUACAUAUCAAUUAUGACUAGGAAGGUUUGCUUUUUGCUCAUAUUUUUAGCAUGGUUCUUUGGAUGGAUCAUACCUGUCCCUUCCCUGAUUUUAGCAGUGCCACUACCAUUCUGUGGGCCCAACAUAGUUAAACAUAUCUUGUGUGAUCACAGCUCACUUGUGCGUCUGGCCUGCACGGACAUCACAAGGAACAGUGCAGUAGCACUAAUCUUUGCCUUAAUUGCCCUUAUUGGUACUUUCCUGCUAAUUUUGGCAUCAUAUAUCAGCAUUGGGAAAACCAUCAUCAGAAUGGGCUCAGCUGAACGACUGAAAGCUCUUGGUACUUGUGGCUCCCACCUGAUAGUGGUCUGCAUCUCUUAUGUGUCAGCCUCCUGUGUGUACAUCUCUUACCGAGUGACCAUGUUUGACUCAGAAGUACGUUUGGUUUUUGCUGUGCUUUACUCUGUACUGACACCCCUGCUGAAUCCCUUCAUUUACAGCUUAAGGAAUAAAGAACUGCAGGAUGCAUUUAAAAGAGCCUUCAGCAGAUGCAACACAGCCUCACACACAAGUAAGUGUGUCAGGAAAGCUGUGCCCUCUAUCUCAUGA